CGAACUCAGACCUCACGGCUGGUGCUUUGGCAGUCGUGUCUGGCGAGUUUUGGGACUAGGCGGAACUUGUGCUUCAGAGCAACUUCAGAGAAGAAGGCACGCAGAGCAUUCUCUUCUCCGUUUCCGCACUUCUUAUGGAGUAUACAGUCCGUCUACUCUCUCUUCGGCGGAGACUUCGAGCUACCUCACAAUACUACGGCCUUUGAGAGGAUUGCCAGUGUUGUUCAAUCACUCUAACGCUGCACCAACGCAUACUACUGUAUGCACGACCGGAUGUUUGAUUCGUAUAAAAAGCAACUGUAAUGCAUCAUUCCACGCAUUUGCCUUCCUCCGACCGUGCAGCUUGCAUUCCCCACGUCAAGAAUAGCCCCAUUGGAGCAGGGGCGACGAUGGCAGCCUGUAUGCCCCAAAUCUGGCUCAACAAUACUGAUUUUUGGCGAUCGGGGGCUAAUGGUCUGGGCAAAGUAUACGGCGACACCAAAACAUGCGGCAAUAUUGGGUGAGAAUUUUUGACGACGACGGCGGACGAGCAAAGUCGCGGCGCGGUAAACCAAGAAAGGCAGCAGCACGGGUCCUGGAAAGGAAAGACGACGUCAUCGCUGUCCCGAUCGGUUGCCCCGCACUGCCAGUUGUUCCGCUAUGUUUCGGUUCAAGCAUCUCUACUGUCGAAGACAGGCAUUGUUUUCUGCAUGUUUACCAGCCCACGG
Molecule: messenger RNA, 707 nt
Organism: Stereum hirsutum FP-91666 SS1
Lineage: Eukaryota; Fungi; Basidiomycota; Agaricomycetes; Russulales; Stereaceae
Exons: 3
Coding region: 303-503 (66 amino acids)
Source: RefSeq, a predicted model, not a curated record